This is a messenger RNA of Cynocephalus volans (Philippine flying lemur), 5716 nucleotides long. RefSeq names its product myomesin 3 (gene MYOM3). NCBI's taxonomy places the organism in Eukaryota, Metazoa, Chordata, Mammalia, Dermoptera, Cynocephalidae. Gene Ontology annotation, molecular function: protein binding. The record is from RefSeq and is a predicted model, not a curated record. The transcript is spliced from 37 exons. Bases 136 to 4455 code for a protein of 1439 amino acids.
CUAUAUUUAAGACCGUGCAAGCUCCAGGAUCACAUUCUUCUCUCAGUCCCUGUGCAGCCGAGAGCAAGAAGAGACCAAGGACCCUCUCACCAUCUGGAAUCUUCUCCCCAGAGACUCGUUGUUGCUCUCAUAGCCAUGACUCUGCCCCACAGCCCUGGAAAUGUUGGGGAGUCUCGGACCCCCCAGGCCAUGGAGGUCCAUAGGCUGGAGCACCGGCAGGAGGAGGAGCAGAAGGAGGCGCGGCAGCACAGCCUGCGCAUGGGGUCCUCGGUGCGGAGGCGGACCUUCCGCAGCAGUGAGGAGGAGUAUGAGUUCAGUGCCGCAGACUACGCCCUCGCAGCAGCCCUGGCCCUGACGGCCUCCGCAGAGAUGUCCUGGGAAGCCCAGCUGAGGCGCCAGGCCUCCACUGUGGAGCUGGAGGAGCGUGGGCAGAAGCGGGUGGGCUUCGACAACCACUGGGAGAGGACGGAGAUCGCCUUCCUGCGGACCCACCGGCUGCUGCGCCAGAGACGCGACUGGAAGGCGCUGCGGCGACGGGCAGAGGAGAAGGUCCGUGAGGGCAAGGAGCUGAGAGAGCUGUGCUCCAGCCGGGGACCCUGGUUCUGGAUCCCUCUUCGCUCCCACGCCGUCUGGGAGCACACCAGGGUCCUGCUGACCUGCACCAUCCAGGCCUCGCCUCCACCCCAGGUGACCUGGUACAAAAAUGAUGUGCGAAUUGAUCCCCGCUUCAGUCCUGCUGGAAAGUACCGAAUCACCAACAACUAUGGCCUGCUGACCCUGGAGAUUAGGAGAUGCACCGUCGAGGAUUCAGCCACCUACACCGUGAAGGUGAAGAAUGCCUAUGGCCAGGCCUCCUCCUAUGCCAAAGUCAUUGUCCGCACUUACCUGGGGAAAGAGGCUGGCUUUGAUUCCGAGAUCUUUAAAAGAUCGAUGUUUGGCCCCAGAGUGGAAUUCACAUCAGUGCUGAAGCCAGUCUUUGCCCGGGAGAAGGAGCCCUUCUCUCUGUCCUGCUUCUUUUCGGAAGAUGUUUUAGACUCCGACCAGAACAUCCAGUGGUUCCGAGAUGGGAGGCAACUGAGGUCCUCGGCACGCCGCCAGACCCUCUACGCAGACCGUCAGGCAACCCUGAAGGUGUCCUUUGCCUACAAAGAGGAUGAGGGGUUCUACAUGAUCCGGGUGUCCUCGCCCCUUGGGCCCCAGCAGCAGAGCACCUAUGUGUUUGUGAGAGACGCUGCAGCGGAGAAGCCCGGGGCCCCAGGCUCCCCACUGAACGUCCGAUGCCUAGAUGUGAACAGAGAUUGCCUCAUCCUGACCUGGGUCCCACCCAGUGACACCCGGGGCAACCCCAUCACCGCAUAUUCCAUCGAACUGUGCCAGGGUGACUCUGGGGAAUGGGUGCCCUGCCAUGAAGCCCCUGGGGGGACCUGUCGGUGCCCAAUCCAAGGCCUCAUCGAAGGCCAAAGCUAUCGGUUCCGGGUGAGAGCUGUCAGCAGGGCAGGCAGCAGCAUCCCCUCCAAGGCCUCAGAAGCUGUUGUCAUGGGUGAUCGUGAUGCAGCCCGGAGGCAGACAGAGAUCCCCUUUGAUCUGGGAAGCAAGAUCACAGUCAGCACAGAUGACUUUGAAGAUGCUGUGACCAUCCCCUCGCCCCCGACCAAUGUCCAUGCCAGUGAGAUCCGAGAGGCCUACGUGGUUCUGAGCUGGGAGGAGCCAAGGCCCAGGGGCAAAGCUCCACUGACAUACGCUCUGGAGAAGUCAGUCAUAGGUAGUGGCACCUGGGAGGCCAUCAGCUCAGAAACCCCUGUGAAAUCCCCGAGAUUUGCCCUUCUGGACCUGGAGAAGGGGAAGUCAUAUGUCUUCAGAGUGCGAGCGAUGAACCAGUAUGGCACGAGCGAUCCCUCAGAGCCCAGCGAGCCCAUCACCUUGAGGGGCAAGCCAGCUACUCUCCCUCCUCCAACACAAGUUCAAGCUUUCCGAGACACACAGACCUCUGUCUGCCUGACCUGGGAUCCUGUGGAAGGUGGCCCAGAGCUCCUGGGUUAUUACAUCUACUCCCGGGAGGUGGGAUCAUCUGAGUGGCAAACAGUUAACAACAAGCCCAUCCAGGACAACAGGUUUACGGUUCCCGGGCUGAGGACAGGGAAGGAUUACGAGUUUUGCUUCAGGUCAGUCAGCGAGGCCGGGGUAGGUGAGAGCUCAGCCGCCACAGAACCCAUCAGGGUCAAGCAGGCUCUGGCUACCCCAUCUGCCCCGUAUGGUUUUGUCCUCCUCAACUGCGGGAAAAAUGAAAUGGUCAUUGGAUGGAAACCCCCCAAGCGUCGUGGAGGUGGCAAGAUCCUGGGCUACUUCCUGGAUCAGCAUGACUCAGAGGAGCUGGACUGGCACCCGGUCAACCAGCAGCCCAUCCCAGCCCGGGUCUACAAGGUCAGCGACCUUCAUGAAGGCCACUUCUAUGAGUUCCGUGCCCGGGCAGCCAACUGGGCAGGUGUUGGCGAGCUGUCGGAGCCCAGCAGCCUGUUUGAGUGCAAAGAGUGGACGAUGCCCCAGCCAGGCCCCCCGUACGACGUGCGGGUGUCUGAGGUGCGGGCCACCUCCCUGAUGCUGCAGUGGGAGCCCCCGCUGUACACCGGGGCCGGGCCGGUCACGGGCUACCGCAUCAGUUUCCAGGAGGAAGGCUCUGACCAGUGGAAGCCAGUCACUGCAGACCCCAUCUCUGGCACCCACCUGAGGGUGUCCAACUUGCAGCCCGGAAAGAGUUAUGUGUUCCAGGUACAGGCCAUGAAUUCAGCUGGUCUGGGACAGCCGUCCAUGCCUACUGACCCAGUGCUCCUGGAGGACAAGCCAGAUGCCCGGGAAAUCGAGGUUGGUGUGGAUGAAGAGGGCUUUAUCUACUUGGCUUUUGAGGCCCCUGAGGCCCCCGACUCCUCAGAGUUUCAGUGGUCCAAAGACUACAAGGGUCCGCCAGACCCCCAGAGGGUCCAGAUCGAGGAUGGACUUAACAAGUCCAAGGUCAUCCUGAAAGAUCCCGGCCUUGAGGAUCUGGGCACCUACUCAGUGGUAGUCACCGAUGCUGAUGAGGACAUCUCAGCAAGCCACACGCUGACCGAGGAAGAGCUGGACAAGCUGAAGAAAUUGAGCCACGAGAUCAGAAACCCAGUGAUCAAACUCAUCUCCGGCUGGAACAUUGACAUCCUCGAGCAAGGGCAGGUGCGGCUUUGGCUGGAAGUAGAAAAGUUAUCUCCAGCCGCUGAGCUGCAUCUAAUCUUCAACGAGAAGGAGAUCUUCAGCUCACCGAACCGCAAAAUCAAUUUUGACCGAGAGAAGGGCCUGGUGGAAGUAAUCAUCCAGAACUUGUCGGAGGAUGACAAAGGGACGUAUACUGCUCAGCUCCAAGACGGAAAAGCCAAAAACCAGAUCACCCUGGCCCUGGUGGAUGACGAUUUUGACAAACUUCUGAGGAAGGCAGAUGCUAAGAGACGAGACUGGAAGAGAAAACAGGGUCCCUAUUUCGAGGAGCCUUUGCAGUGGAAGAUCACGGAGGACUGCCAAGUGCUGCUGACCUGCAAGGUGACUAACACCAAGAAAGAGACUCGCUUCCAGUGGUUCUUCCAGAAAAAAGAGACGCCAGCUGGUCAGUAUGACCCGCAGACUGGAGCAGGACUCCUCCUCAUUGAAGAGUUUUCCAAAGAGGACAAGGGAAUUUACAGAGCGACGGUUUCUGACGAUCGCGGGGAGGAUGACACCAUACUGGACCUCACAGGGGAAGCCCUGGACGCGGUCUUCGCUGAGCUGGGCAGGAUUGGUGCCCUCUCUGCAACCCCACUGAAAAUCCAGGGGACCGAGGAGGGGAUCCGGAUCUUCAGCAAAGUCAAGUACUACAAUGUGGAAUAUAUGAAAACCACCUGGUUCCACAAAGACAAACGCCUGGAGAGUGGUGAUCGGGUGAGGGCGGGCACCACCCUGGAUGAGAUCUGGCUCCACAUCCUGGACCCCAAAGACUCAGACAAGGGCAAAUACACCCUGGAAAUAGCUGCUGGGAAGGAAGUCCGGCAGCUCUCAACGGAUCUGUCCGGGCAGGCUUUUGACGACGCCCUGGCUGAACACCAGAGACUGAAAGCCUUGGCUAUCAUCGAGAAGAAUCGUGCCAAAGUGGUGAGAGGUCUGCCAGACGUGGCCACAAUCAUGGAGGAUAAGACCUUGUGCCUGACCUGCGUCAUCUCAGGAGACCCCACCCCUGAAAUCUUUUGGCUGAAGAACGACCAACCUGUCACCUUCAUUGACCGCUACCACAUGGAGGUGAGGGGGACAGAGGUCACCAUCACCAUCGAGAAGGUCAACAGUGAGGACACCGGGCGCUACGGUGUCUUUGUCAAGAACAAGUAUGGCUCCGAGACGGGCCAGGUCACCAUCAGUGUGUUCAAGCAUGGGGACGAGCCCAAGGAGCUGAAGACAAUGUGACAAGCAUGCUCAAGUGCAGCCUGAGGUCCAGUCUACAUGAACCAGUAGGGUUAAACAGUGGGUCACAGCCUGGCACAGGCCAUGAGGGUGGGACAGAGGGGAAGGGGACAGGGUGGAACCCAAGACAUGAGGGUAAGCAUGGAGUGGACAUACCAAAGUGGUGAAGCAAAGAUCUUGCUGGGGUCCUGAGACCUCCAGGAUGGCGGGAUGAACGCUGGACUUGGAAAAGGAGGCCUAAAUGCAAGACUCAGUUUCAGCUCUAAACUCUCCAUGGGCCUUGCCUUGCUCAUCUAUCAAUGUGCAUUCCCACUCCUAGGGAUUGUUCGUGCAAACUCCUUAUGAACCCUGGCCCAGUGGUUCUCAACAGGAGGCAAUGUUGCUUUCCAGGGGAUAUUUGGCAAUGUCUAUAUUUUUGGUUGUCACUGCUGAGGCUGUCUACUGACGUCUAGUAGGCAGAGACCAGGGAUGCUGCUAAACACCACACCUCCCUACCGCAUAGAAUUAGCCAACCCCAGAUAUUACCAAUAGGGCCAGGUUGAUGAGCCCUGUCAUAAACCGAUAUGUCAUAAUACCCCCUUUUUAGAAUACUAUAGUUUCAAUUCACAUACAUUCAACAUUCAUUCAUUUGAAGUCUAGCAUGUGUCAGGCUGAGGAUGCCACUAGGAAUACAAAGAUAGGUGAUAUGCAGGCCCCGCCCACAAGGAGGUGUCAGCCCCAAGGAGACGACCCAGGUGCAAAUGACUCCAGGACAAGACAGGAGAUGAUAAAGUUUAUACAACAGGUCCAAGCAAAGUGCCACCAGUGGUCAGAGGAAGAAGACAGAUGGUCGUCCCAACUGGGGGAGGUAGGGCUUUAAAAUGCCUUCACACAUUUGGCAGAAUUGGUGUUGGGCUCUGACAAAUGAGUCUGAUUUGGUGGUGGUAAUGGGAGAAGGACAUUUUAGGAGCAGGGCAUGGUAGGAGCAACGGUGAGGACACGGGGUGAGGCUGCCUAUGUGGCCUUGGAUGCCAGGCUUGGAGCUGGAUACCUUCAGUGCUUCUCCCAGCAUGGGGACUCUGCCCGGUGUGACAGAUAUUGGUUGUCUUUGCUUGAUGGAUCUCAAGACAGAGCUGAGCAUGUCACUGCCCUCCAAUUGCCUUCUUUUUUAAACUAAGAUUUGGGGUCCCCCCUCCUGGGGAAGUCAUAUAAUUGUAGAUGUUUGUUGUAAACUUUUGGAAAGCCCUGGAAAUUAUAAAGGAAUAAAUAUCACCUAUACUCCCAA